CCCAUUUUCUUCUCUGGAGCAGGUCAUGUCCCACCUGGCCCUGGGAUGACCACAAAAACAAUUUAUUUUAUGGUCAACGGGAGGCUGGAACAGGCAGAGUUUGGAGCCGACUGCUCUGCUGCAGAUGUCAAAGGUAAGUAACGGCCUGGAUGUUGUUUCAGCUGCUGAUUUGAAGAAAUGAUGACCAUGUUAAGGGAUGAAACUAUGUCACAGUAACUAUUUUUUUCAAGAGAUUAAUUCAAGUUCUACAAGUAAAAUAUGUUUUAGAAUUAUGUGAUCAUGACAUGGUGUUGGUUUCUCCUCUGGCUCUUGUCUGAAGGCCUGACCUCCAUGUGGUUGUGACAGGUCCUCUGCUGAAAGAGCUUACUCCUCUCAUUAUCUUGACUCAGUGAUGAUGAUGAUGAAUAAACAAUGAGCUUAUGUACACAACUGCUUGAAUCGGGUCCUUGACAGUCAUAUGGUGGAAUAAUGCUGCAAAAAGGCCUGAAGGGAGUCUAUGUUUGGAAAGAUCUCCAUGUUUUGGAUUCAUCUUGUAUGUGUAGGAUUUUGUCUUCUCAUUGGUGAUGAGUUAUUGCUACAAUUAUUCCCUCCUCUCUCCUCACAUAUCCAAACAGAUCUGUUCAGAACGGCUGCAGAGGCGGGGCCUAACCACAUUCUUAAGAUGUACGACACAAACGGCAGCGUGUUGAACAUCUCGCCCCGGCUGGAGGCCAACAGUGAAGACUCAUACUACCGACUGGAGGUGGUUGCAUCGGACCUGCAGGGUGAGCAGCAGCAGCAUCUUUGACUGAGAUCCAAGACAUCCACUGUUUAUAAAACCCUCUAUGCUUUAGGAGCAAAAUACCCCAAAUUUUAUUUUUCAAAUCCUUUGGACAAAAUUUCCAAAGCUGCAGGAUGACAUACAAAAUACUGACAGGGUAAGUUGAAGAAGUGGAGCAUUUGUCUAACAGGAAAGACAUCUCUUCUGUGUUUGAUUUUUCCACUCAGGUGUGGGGAUGCCCGCAGAGCUAGACAACAUGGAGUACAGGUGAGGAGAUCCUGAGGAGAAGGUUUAAUGUGUCUUUCUUCUGGUGAGAGGGACUCACUGUUGUUUCUUGGUUCUUGUUUCUGUCUGCAGGCUUCACCAUCUGGAAAGCAAGGUGAUUGAAGACGUGGGGAAGACUCCAGAAAUCAUCAGUGAGAUGAAGAGCCAAGUGGAGUCUUUUAAGAAGAAGCUGGAGGUUUGAAAGAUAGUUUUCAGUGGCAUUUAACCUUCACCAAAGAAAAGAUUCAAUCAAACGUUACUGGUUUCUCCACUCUAGGGCAUCUCAGUUUUCUGUGAUUGAUAAAAUACAAAAAAACUGUCAAGGUCAGUUUUACAGCAGCAGAAACCCUACAUUGCUUCAGUCUGGUUACAUUCACUCACUGCCCAUUUUACAUCUUAUCUACAUAUAAAAAGUCAUGUGAUCGCAGAAAAGUCGUUUUUUCCUCCCUGUCAGAGUGUGCAGCACCUGAGCUGGAUGGGUCUGUUCAGGGAAGAGAGCGACCAUCAGCUCUCAAAGCUCUCCCAGAAACCCAAAACACCUCAGCUGAGCAUGGAGGAGGAGCAGCAACAAGUCCGCAGACAGUUCCUCAACAUGAGGUGACUUUGUCGUAUUUGUCAGUGGAGUCGAACAACUGUUGUUACAUUAAAAAAAUCACCUCAAGUCUUUCUCUGUAGGGAUUCUCUUUAUGUUGUUACACUUUGAAUAAUAGUCGGAGCCUGUCAAUGACAAAAUCAACAUUUAAUGUGCUCCAAGCAAAUGUUCUGCCUGUUCUGUGUUGUUGUAGCUCUCUGCAGGUGACAGAGGAAGUGAGAGAGCACCUGAAAACACCAAUUUUUGACAACUGGUGAGUACAAACACACGUCAACACACUCCCAAGCUUGUGCAAACACACAUACUGUGUGUUACAGUUGUGUGUGGUGUUGCUAACAGGCAGUGGGAGGAGGCCGAGAUGUUGGUGCUCCUCCAGGUGAUGUUCACGGACCUGGACUUCCUGACGGCGUUCCACAUCGAGCUGAAAGUCCUGCAGAACUUCCUGUUUGAGGUGUACUGCCACUACAACAGCAUCCCCUUCCACAAUUUCCAGCACUGCUUCUGCGUCACUCAGAUGGUACAAACAAGAGAGGAGAGACAGGAUGAAUGAUUGAAUAACUGAUGUUUUAUUUGAGGUUUGAGGUUUUUUUUUUUUUUUGCAGAUGUACGGGCUGAUCUGGCUGACCGACCUCAGAAGUAAAUUAUCAUCCAUCGACCUGCUGAUCAUGUUGACCUCAGCCCUGUGCCACGACCUCGACCACCCAGGAUACAACAACGUCUACCAGGUUUAAAUGUUGGAGGUUCAGACCAGUUUAUUCCACAAUUACAGUUUUUGUUUUAAUCCGAGCUCCCGUCCCUCCCCAAAAAUCACACAGAUCAACGCUCAGACAGACUUGGCGAUCCGCUACAACGACAUCUCCCCUCUGGAAAACCACCACUGCGCUGUCGCCUUUGGCAUCCUGUCAAAGGUACGAGAACCAUGAUAGAUGAGGCGUCUGUCUGUGAUGAAGAGAUGUGAAACCCCAAAUGAGGAAACUGAAGGAUUGAAAAAAAAAAAAAAAACGGUCAUAAUUUUAAUGAAAAUAGAGGUUUACAGAGUGUACUGCAUUCACAAAAAAAAGUACAAAAAAACAAGAUAAAAAUUUGAAGAUGAAAAAAGAGAUGACCCCAUAGUCGAGCUAUCUAGGAGCUGGAGAGUCAUCUGAUUUGGAGCAGCCAGGAGGUUAACGUUAUCUGAUUGUAUGUGAUUUUCGCAGGAUCUUAAAGUAUCUUGUUUCGUCAGAAAAAAAAACAAAAAGACAAAAAAAAGUACAAAAACAGAAAAACGAAAAACAGAGUAUAAAUUUGUCCAUAAAUAAAGGAAGAGGGGAAAAAUAUUGGUACAAAAAAAACAGAAGCGAAAAAAUAGCCUGAAAAAAAAAAAGUUACGUAAAACAGAAUAAAAAAUUGUAAAAAAAAAAAAAAAACAGAGAGGGGGGAAAGUAGUAGUACAAAAAAAAAACAAAAGAGAAAAAUAAGUCAGAAAAAAAGAGAAUGAGAAACCGAAUAAAGAUUUGCCCAAAAAACAGAAAGAGGGAAAAAUAUAUUGGUACAAAAAAACAGAAAAAAAAAAAAAGUCAAGAAAAACAAUAAAUUUUUUUCCGAAAAACAGAGAGGUAACAAAAUAUUAGUACAAAAAACAGAAGAGAAAAAAUAGUCAGAAAAACAGUUUCCUCUUUUUUUUUGUAAUUGAAUGCAAUAGGCUUCCAUAGCGAUUAAACAACAAUACAACAUAUGCUAAAAGACUAACCUUACGUGUUACCUUGAUUAUUGUUGAGCUUCAAACUAAGUAAAUAUAUUUUCUAACCAAACUUUCAGACCUGUUCAACAAAUGACCAAAAAAUAAAUGUUAAAACUUGAAAAUUGAACGUAUUAAAAUUACUUUUCGUUUGCAGCCAGAGUGCAACAUCCUCAAAAACCUGACCUGUGAGCAGUACAAACUAAUCCGAGGAGGGAUGAUCAAGUAAGGGUUCAGCAAACAGCCCAACUCAUUUGACACUGAUAUCGUUAUUUAAUAUCAUUAUUUUAAAAUGGUUAUAUUCGUCUCUGCAGGUGUAUUCUAGCCACCGACAUGGCCAGACACAACGAGAUCCUCAACAAGUUUAAAAUGAUGCAGCCGGUGUUUGACUUCAACAACAAGGAUCACAAGGAAGUGGUAAAGAAAAAAGGAUUCCUUCUUCUGAAAACUGUUUUCUUUUCUACGUGUUUGACCUGAUCAAGGUGUUGUACAAUUUUAAACAACUUUAUAGCCAUGAAAUGUACACCAGAGGUCACCUUAGCCUCCAGGUUUGAAAGUGAAGCAGGCAGGCAGACAGAGGGGAGUUCAAACAGAGUUAAUGAGACAUUCAGCAUUUUUCAGAUGGCUUAUUCUGCCUGGAAAACAAAAUCUUGCUUGUAAAGAGUAAAGCCAAAUACUAGUAAAACUAGUAAAAAAAAGAAAAUGUCUGACCGGUAAUUCUGAUUCUGCUUCCAGCUGAUGAAGAUCAUGGUGAAGGUGAGCGACAUCUCCAAUGAGGCGAGGCCGAUGGCUGUGGCCGAGCCAUGGCUGGACUGUCUGCUGCAGGAAUUCUUCAAUCAGGUUUUUAAUCUCAGUCUACAGAUCAAUCAAGACGUGACCGCAGACAGCUGAGGGACUGAGAGCAGACAACAUAAGGACGCUUAUUCACAUCAUGAGAUUGUGUUGCAGCCCGUUUUAUUACUGCAGGCUGAAGCAAAGCACCGGAGCAGAUGACAAACUCUUUCACCUUUGAGUAAUUUAGAUCAAAAACAAAUAAAAACAAGGCCCAAGAUUAAAAUUAUUGCAUUACUCCAAUAAUAUGAUAACAGGCUGCAUUUAAUUUCAAGUAAAUCCCCUCAUGAUGACAGAUACCACUCUUUUCUUGCCAUGAUGUGCAGAGCGACACGGAGAAACUCAAAGGGCUUCCAGUGACUCCUUUCAUGGACCGGGACAAAGUGUCCAAACCGUCCUCUCAGACAAACUUCAUCCGUUUCGUCCUCCUGCCGCUCUUCACCGAGCUCACCAAGCUGUUCCCCUGUCUGGAGGUAAAAUAUCACAACUGCUCUCUGAAGUUAGGGAGAAUAAACUGUUGUUUUUCUUUUAAUAAGCAGGACUGAGUAUUAAAACCGAUAUUUGAAAAGGUUCUGCUGUCUCGUUGUCCUGCAGCAGCAUAUUCUGGAGCCGGUGCGGCGGGCCCUGGAGCAUUACUCUGACUUGGAGAAAGCCGGCAAAGAUGAGGACAAGACGACCAAAGCCUGAGGAAGAGGAGGAGGAGGAGGCAAUUUUUCAUCAUCAGUCAAGAAUACAUUUUGUACGUUUGUGUUCAUAACAGAGAGGCACAUUUAUCGCCAGUGUUCAAAGAAGUCCUGUAAGGUUUCGUAGAGCUAUGUUCAAUCAUUUUAGAGACCAAAUCUCUGAUACCAGCGUCCAGUGAAUGAUCUGAGUCACUUUAAGGCAACACCUGAUGCUUUCUGGUGUAGACUGAAAAAUAGUCCUGAACAAACACGAGUGAGCAGCUGUUCUGACAUGAUGGGACUUUGUGAUUGUCAAAAAUAUCUCGUUUUAGGUGUUUUUAAUAAUUCGCUAAACAGACAGCAUCAAGAAGCCACGUUACAAAAUAAAAAAUCAUUAUAGAAGCGCCACCUGGAGACAAACGCGUUUAUUUUUUUUGCCAUUUCAUUUACAAAUUCAAAAAAAGAAAAGUGCAAUUGACUGUUUUCUGUACACAUUAUGGAUAUGAUAAAUAAUGAGGAUUAAAAAAAAAGGGCUCAACAUCAGUGUGUUUUAGACAAAAUUAGAUUAAAUUAAAAACGCUCACAAUACAUUUCAAAUACAUACAACACGGUUAAUUUUGAAAUACAUUCUCUUGGCAAGUAAAAGCAAACUCUUGGUUAUUUUCUUCAACGUGGAGUGUGUUUUUCGAUAUAGAGUUUUCAGUUUUCAUGAACUGUUAGCAGCGGAGGAUUCUUCUUCUUACAUCAAAAACACAGCACAGGAAAUGGAGAUGAGGAUAAAAACACUGAAUAUGCAGUCAUUUCCCCUAUAAUAUUUCUGUAUUUAUGAAAGUGAAAGGAAUCAAUGUAGUUUGAUUUGGAUCCUUUUUAACGUCAGAUGAUUUCCUUCAGCAGCUGCCUACGAGACUGCUGUUAGAGUCACAAAGUCUCUGAUAGAGUUAUCUGUGAAUUUGGGGUUAAACGGCAAAACAGAAUAAAAGAGAUUCAACUUAUUUUACAUUUCGUGUUCAAGUUUUUCAUCAUUUUUUGAAGAACGGAGAACCGAGUCCUCUGGAGUGACCUACUGGGCUGAAAACAGUGCGAGUGAAAAGACGUCGCUGAAAAUGUGAGGGUAAAAAGGGUCAGAAAGCACUUUUUUCUGAAGGGACAAACUGAUGCAUCCUUUUUCACUCCUGAGGAUAUUUACAGGCAAAAAAAAAAAAAAAAAGAAAUCAUCCGCUCUUUCUUGUGAGAAUUCACUUUUUAAACCACAGUAGCUUUUUUAACUCCCCCCCAGGACUGAAUGAAUAAACCUGAUGGAGGAACUUAUGAGGUCUCUGGCAAAACAGUUAACACUUCAACAAAAUAUUAAAAAUUAUACACUCAAACUCGUUUCCAUCACACUCCUUUUUUUAGGCUUCCACCAACAGUUUGACACGGUUAAAUUAACAACAAACAGUCUUCUGGUACUUCGGUACAAAGAACAUGUAGUGUCACCUUUUGUGCCGUCAGACUGAAGUAACAGAAAAAAAAAAAAAAGAGUUGCCUCUGAUGCUUAAAAACACAUGAGCAACUUCAAUAUAAAUAUGGCAGCAACACAAAAUUACACAAAACAAUAGUUAGUCUAAAAACAAAGUGCAGCAGUCCCAAACUUCCUAAAUGGUCCCAGUGUUUUAUUCACCACUAAUGCACAUGUACCGUUUUGUCUUUAAAACCCUCAGAAUUUGACAGAUUUUUGUGUAAUAAUUAACGACACACUUCAAAUUAGGUUUCGUUUUUGUUUUUUUGAGAUGGUUGAAUCUACCUCUGCUUUAAAUGACCACAAAUCCCACACGCUCGGUUUCAGGUGUCAACAUUUUUAUGCCUCUUUCAGGCACAUUUUGUUUCAGUUUGACCCCGUAUUUCCUGUUUGAACAGAGUUACCCCCCCCCCAUGAUUAUCAAAACCUUUUACAGGUCUGUACACUAACUAUUCUCCUCUGUGGCUCCGCCCACUCAAACACUUCAGCUUAGUCUUCAAGUUUCAAACAUUAAAUCAGUCUCAGCUUCUCCUUCAGAGUGUUUUUGAUCAUUAGCAGCGCUUCAUGAAUGACUGUGGGAGGGCUCGAGUUUGGCACGACGACCAUUCAGUGUGCUAAACUCUCAGUUGUCUUGCUCGUACUUUCAAGUUAUCAAAAUAAAGAAAAAGAAGCUUUAAUCAUCUGAUCUUUUCAUUCAGUCUGCAAACAGCUUUUCUUUUGGGGUUUUCACUGUAAAAACAUUGAAGUAAAAGCUAUCUGCCGCUGGUUAGAUACUCCAGCACAGUUACACUGAAAGCAGGAGGAGCAGGAGUGUUGUUGUUGAUGCUACAGGGAGGGACUUGCCUGUCAGGAGCUGGGAGGAACUUUUCACAGGUUGCAGUACAGUAGUGUUGUACCAGUUUCACAUAUGUACACCAUCAGAGGAGCAAAACUAGAUUUCCUGUCUGCUAAUUGAACAUAAUAGACUCUGGAUCCUGGUUCAUCAUCUGGGCCAUGUGUCGCAGAACGUCCUUCUUGGUGAUGAUUCCUAGAAGACGCC
Xyrichtys novacula (pearly razorfish) is the source of this 7363-nucleotide messenger RNA. The record is from the annotation of a GenBank genome assembly. Lineage: Eukaryota; Metazoa; Chordata; Actinopteri; Labriformes; Labridae.